Molecule: messenger RNA, 3447 nt
Organism: Penaeus chinensis
Lineage: Eukaryota; Metazoa; Arthropoda; Malacostraca; Decapoda; Penaeidae
Product: SET and MYND domain-containing protein 4-like
Exons: 5
Coding region: 117-2279 (720 amino acids)
Molecular function (GO): protein binding
Source: RefSeq, a predicted model, not a curated record
CGCGAGGUCUGCGAAGCUCGGUCCUCAGUCAGACUGUACAGGUUACGUAAGAAAGUCAAAUACUCCAAUACUCUUUAGCGAAAUUUUUGAUGUGAUAAACCCAACUGGAGAAAACUAUGAGCUUCUCUGGUUAUUUGGACGCGCUUUCUCAGGAGCUUGGACCUCUACAUUUAGCAUUGGUUUUGGCACGGUUCGAUGCAACCACAGUUAGUGAAGAAAGAAUGUUUGAAUAUCUGUGGAACUUGGAAGAGGUCCAGCGCUGCCUUAAAGUCGAUGUUACUCCAGCCAGCAAAUCGGAGGAGAAAGCAAAAUUAUUCCGAUUGCAAGGAAAUGCAUAUUAUCGGAAGAAAGAUUUGCAACAAGCUCUCUCUUAUUAUAAUCGUAGCGUUAUGUUUUCUACCUGCCCUUCUGUGGGUUCAAAUUCUCCAUCUUCAAAUGAUUCUGGAGCAACAGCCAAUAAUGACGGUCAGACGAUUUCUGAGAGUAUGGUUCCAGACGAGAUUGUGACCGAUGUUUCGACACGGAUUGAAAGCGAAGCACAACAAGAAGCUAGCAGGUCUGUGAAAACUACCACUGAGAAUCGCACACCUUCCAUACUAUUACAAAAUAAUAUUUUUCCUAACAGGGGAGGUAAUCCACGGCAAGAAAAAGAUGACCAGGUGGAAUUAGGAAACAAAGAUAUUGGCCAUACUACAACACCAAAAAGGGAAUUAGCUCUAGCAUAUGGCAACAGAUCUGCUGUGCUAUUUGAACUUCGACAAUAUGAUUAUUCGCUUUUGGACAUAGAUAGAGCCCUGCAAUCUGGCUACCCAGAAGAAUUGAAGAAUAAGUUAUUACUUAGGAGAAACAAGUGUUUCUCAGCCCUGGAGAGUGGGAAGCAAAAAGAAAAACUGGUCACAUAUUUCCCUAUCACUGAGAACGUCAUGGACCCAAGUGCCACCAUAACAGGGGCUAGUACUGCUCUUGAACUUUCUUACACACCCGAGAAAGGACGAUGCGUGGUGGCCAAAAGAAACAUCCGCCCAGGGGAGGUUUUGCUGGUUGAAGAAAGUUCAUUGAGCUGUUUGGAUGAAGCCCAUCUUGCUACGAACUGCUCUUCGUGUCUAGCACACUGUUUGGUUCCUGUUCCUUGCCCGACUUGUUCCUUGGUGAUCUUCUGCAGUGAAUCGUGCAGGUCAAAGGGGCUGGCAGGUUCCCACGGAAAAGAAUGCAGAGUGCUUCCCACCUUGCUGAACCACAUGUAUAUGCUUAUGUCAUACCGCUUACUGAUGCAAACCACCCACACCAGGGUGAAGGGCCUUGUACCAAUACUACGUGAAGAAGCGAAGACCCGCAAGAAAGCUGAUCUUGGACUGAACGAUGAUUCUGUUUACGAUAGCUUUGACUAUAGGACGCUUUACCACCUAACAACGAACACGAAUCAAUUGUCUGCCUUACACCUCUUAGGACUGUGUAUCUCAGCAGUGGUUGUUACCAAGCUACUGAGGGAGAGUCAGCAGUAUUUCGUUGAUGACUCUGGUGUUGCCUUUACGCCAAGCACCGAGGACCUGUUACUGACAGGGAGCGCAGCCUUUCAUCAUAAUCUCACCUUUAAUUGCAGUGGUUACGUAGUUAGUGAAUAUCAAGUGCAGAAAACUCCCAUGGCUGUAAAAGGACAGUUGAUUGGACUUGGCCUUUCCCCAGUCCUGUCAUUCUUUAAUCACUCGUGCUACCCAUCAGCAUCAUUUUGGGCUACUGAAUGCCAUGUGAAAGUGGCUGCCAUGCGUUCAGUCAAAGCAGGCGAAGAGUUGACACUGAACUAUAAUCCGGCAUUAAUGAAAAUGGGCUUGACUGAACGAAGAACUUUUCUUCGUAAUCAGUACAACUUCGACUGUCAUUGUGAGGCUUGUGAUGGCAACCUAGAUUUAAGGUCUUCCUCUUCCUCGUUCCAUAUUAAAUGCCCUGAAUGUGAAGGUCAGGUCGACCUCGCUUCGAAGUCUUGUCUUCGCUGUCGACAAGUUUAUGGGCCGGACGUCGGUGUGCGGGGCAGUGAUACGUUCAAUAUGAGGGAAAUACAUGGCAAAAUUUCCCAGGCCAUGGCGGAAAUACCAACGUUGAUCAAAUUAUCCAAAGAACAUCCAGCACCAGAAGAAAAUCUAGAAAGCCUCGUAACAAUGAUAGAACUUUUUGACAAAUAUGUUUUGCUUCCGAACAAAGCUCACACUUAUCUCCUAAGGCAUCUGACGGAAUAUCACACAUACACUAACCGCCGCUAUGUUCUAAUGGAUGGCUUUCACUAAUAACAUCCACAAGGGGCUUAGCAGCUGAUAUAUAUAUAUAUAUAUAUAUAUAUAUAUAUAUAUGUAUAUAUAUAUAUAACACGAGAGAUCAUCACCAUUAAAAUAUAAAAUGUAAAGCACCCAGCACGCUCAAACACACACUGUUUCACCCAUAUACUCACGAAUGCAGGCAUGCACACACCAACCCAUACACACACAUAACCCACUUUCUUAGAGGUUGAGGUCUUUUCCCACGUUGGUAACACAUCACACAUACACCGGUAAAACUGAUGUAUCGUGUAUUAUAUAUAACAAGAACAUGCGAUAGUUCUCAUCACUGCUUGUAAUAAUAUAAAGUAAUAUAUUUAUGAACUAAUAUUUUUAUGGGUGGGUGCUUCAUGUUCAGGGUGAUGUGAAGCGAUGGUGUGGUAGCCUAGAUAAUAUUAAGUGCUUGCAUGCCUUCCCGCUUGCAGCUGCCACCGCUGGCUAGCCUUGUGCGAAAAAGGGAGCAGCUCUGCAUAAGCCUCUCGUGCCAGUUCACAGCCUCUUCGUCAUCGAGACUUGCAAUGCCUCCUCGUGGCCACCCGUGGAAAUUGGGCACCUUUUGGUCCCAGGCUGAACUGCCUCAGCCUGGGACCGCUCCCUGGCUCUGUACCAACUUCGGCGAGCUAUCCGUGUAGGUGCUUGGAAGAUCCAGUCCUUGUGGCAGAACGAAUGGUUACCGCUGCUAUCGAGGGAAUUGGAGCGGUUGGGAGUUGAGAAGGCUGCCCUCUUGGAGGUGAGAAGACCUUGCAGCGGCACGAUCAGUAUGGGUGGGUACACUUAUGACUGGUCGGGCCAUGGCGAUGGUCACUAUCUCCAGCCAUAGCAUCUCCAGCCGAAUCCAACCCUCAGUAGUUGAGGUAACACCGGUUGAUGAGCGUAUUAUGGUACUGAGACUGAAGCAUGAUUUUGGCUUAAUGUCUCUUAUUACUGUGUACGCUCCUACCGAUGUUUGCAAACUCUAUGUGAAAGAGGCGUUCUAUACCAAACUCACAGCAGUGGCAGACAAUUAAUUUCCCCCUAGCGAGACAUUCACAUUGUUCUGGGCGACUUCAAUAUAGUAUCCGGCUGUGAUCGAGCUGGCUACGAAAUGUCUGUCGGCCCCCAUGGCUCAGGAACUAAUCCCGGCAGCGAGAAUAGCCUUUUU